GAGUUAAAAAUUUUGAUUUUUUUUUCAGCGAAUCGUGGCUUAACGUUAGUAUUCGUUGAAACGAAACGGGGUGCGAAUGAGCUGGCAUGGUAUUUGCAACGUAAAUAUUACAAUGUUGUACCGAUUCAUGGUGAUUUGAAGCAGUGCGAUCGUGAACGUCAUCUCGAAUUGUUCCGUAGUGGAGAGGCCAACAUUUUGGUCGCUACGGCUGUAGCUGCACGUGGUCUAGACAUUCCGAACGUNGAUUAUUUACGUGAUUCUGGUGGGAUACGACGGUGUGAAUUUCAGGUAGCUGCACGUGGUCUAGACAUUCCGAACGUGAAGCACGUGAUCAAUUUCGACUUGCCAACUGAUAUCGAUGAAUACGUGCAUCGUAUCGGUAGAACUGGUCGAGUGGGAAACGUCGGCCAGGCCACGUCGUUCUUCAACGACAAAAAUCGUAAUAUUGGGCGUGAUUUGGCUGAGUUGUUGGUUGAAUCAAACCAAGAGAUGCCCGAUUGGUUGGACGGUAUCGCCAAAGAGGGUGCAAUCAAAUCGAGUGGUUCACGUUUCGGACACCGUGGAAAGGGAGGCGGGUAUGUGCUGCUUGAUGAUAUCGAUGUCGGUGUUGAUAGCGAUAGAAAUAGAGACCGUGAAAACAACUGUGCUUAUUGUUUGUACAUGUCUUCUGAUGCGAUGUUAUUGUUCGCAUCUGUUUGA
Anisakis simplex (herring worm) is the source of this 699-nucleotide messenger RNA. Lineage: Eukaryota; Metazoa; Nematoda; Chromadorea; Rhabditida; Anisakidae. The record is from the annotation of a GenBank genome assembly.